Molecule: messenger RNA, 1882 nt
Organism: Odontomachus brunneus
Lineage: Eukaryota; Metazoa; Arthropoda; Insecta; Hymenoptera; Formicidae
Product: INO80 complex subunit B
Exons: 7
Coding region: 770-1729 (319 amino acids)
Biological process (GO): chromatin remodeling
Cellular component (GO): Ino80 complex
Source: RefSeq, a predicted model, not a curated record
ACAGCUCAAUUGACAACAUAAAGUUCCAGUUUAACCGCCGGCACGGUAAGACGUGUCUGAACAACUUCAGACCAGUGAUUUUUGGAAGUUGCCUUGGAACCUGCCAAGACCUUAUUCAUUCAUACCUCAUUAGAAUGUUGUUGGAGAAAAAUCGUAGGAUUACCUGGAACCAAUAUUGAGAGAGAGAGGGAGAGAGAGAGAGAGAGAGAGAGAGAGAGAGAGAAAGAAUUGACAACAUAACCUAACUCUCGGCCUAGCCGCCGUUACGAUCAGACGUAUUCGGACAAGUUCGGAUCUUGAGAUUUUUGGAACAUGCUUUGAAACAUUGGUUCCUGGCCUUUAUAUCACGAUAUCACUCAAACAACCUAGUUGAUUCUUAUUAACCUUUAUUCUUAUUGACUUGGAGUGGUGUUAGGGAUAUGUCUCUUUGAGAAUCCCUGUAACCAUAUACUGAGAGAAAGAGAGAGAGGGAGAGACAACAUAACCUGAAAAUUCUAUGAGAAGCCUGGAGUCAAAUAUUGAAGAAGAAAAAAAAAACCUAAAAGUUCCGGUUUAGCCGUCGCUAUGCUUUAAACUUUAUCAUCUAAUUAUUGCACAGUGGCGUUAGGGCAUUGCCUUAUUAGACACCUACAACACCUGUAUGAAAGAGAGAGAGAGAGGAGCAGCAUAAUCUCCAUAGUUCUUGGCAUAUUGUCUUCGUUCAUAUUCAUGUAAUUGCGAUCUCAGUAGUAUAUUAAUUGCUCAUCAUACUCGACUGUUCUCUAAUUCAAUGGGCAAGUUAAAGGACGUAAGCACAGAAGAGGAAAUAAACUUGGAUACGAGCGAUGUUCCACCGCAAAAGAAACACAAAAAACAUAAGCAUAAGAAACAUAAGAAGAAGAAGCUUAUGCAUGAUGAUAGCGAUAACUUUGCUGACAUCUCAGCUGAUGCGGAUCGAAAGAAAAGCUUUAGGAUAAAAGUGAAGAAAGAAGACGAGAGAAGUAAUAUAGACAAACGAGAAAAAAUAUUAAAAACAUGCAGUUUGAAUACACCUACCACAAGUACUGCACCUUCUCCAAAAGCAACCACGAAGAAGAAGAUUCCCAAGGGCAAUAAAGGCAAAGAUAGUGGCACUAGCAGUGAAGAAGAAAGAUGGCUGGAUGCUAUUGAGUCUGGUAAACUCGAAGAGAAUGAAGUCAAUUUGUUUCAGGUUGAUGAUGAAUUAAAAAAAAUUAAGCCAAAGGAUCCUAAACUGAUGACAGCUCGGCAAAGAGCGAUGUUUGAGAGAAAAACUGACACAGAGCCGAAUCAAAGUGUCGAGCAGCUGAUGUCGUUACCUACUGGUUACAAGGAGAAAGUCAUGACUGCGGAAGCUAUACAGAAGGCUGCUUUGAAAUCUCUGAAACGAAAACAAUUAGCUGAUGAGAAAAGAGAGAAAGAUAAGAAAAAAACAAUGGAAAGACUACUUAAAAAACAAGAAUCCAAGGCGUCCAAGGUCAUUAGCAAAGGAAGAUUGUCUAAGCGGCAAGUACCACUAGUGACUUAUCGUUUGACAAUCGAGGGGAGUUCUAUAUCUCUGCCACCUGGUGAGGACUUUCCACUUCGCUCUGCUAAGGAGAAAAGUCUCCCAAAGCAAGUUUUUUGUGGUGUCAAUCAUUGUAGAAAGCCAAAAAGAUAUACUUGUGCGAAAACUGGAGUACCAUUAUGCAGUUUACAGUGCUAUAAAGCCAAUCUUAUUCUAGCUACUUAGAUAAUGUACAAAAACGAUAUUAAGGCUGUUGUCUGAUGUAAUUUUAUAAUACGACGAAUGUGUUUGUAUAUAAAUUAUAUUAAAGUAUAGCCGUAUGAUAUUGCAAAAAUAUUAGAAAGACAGCGAUAAUAAAUGUAUAUAUUUAUAUUUGAA